UUUCCCACACCUGAGCAGAGGUACCAGAGGAGCUCACACACACACACAGACAAGAUGAGGACACACAGGCUUCUGUUCUUUACUCUGCUGGGCCUGCUGCUCUGGGUCUCCUGCGUCCAGUCCGACGACUCUGGCGAGAAAGAGACGCAGGAAGAAACUUCACAGGAAACUCCUGGAGACGCUGAGGAAACCGAGGAGACGCCAAAGAAGGAGAAAACAACUGAGAUAGAAGAAGAGAAAGAUGUCAUGGUUCUCCACAUCAAAAACUUUGACAGAGCUCUCAGCGAGAAUAAGUAUUUACUGGUUGAAUUCUAUGCUCCCUGGUGUGGUCACUGCAAACAGCUGGAGCCUCUGUACGCUGAGGCUGCCGAGAAGCUGAAGAAAGAGGAGGCAGAGAUGCGUUUGGCCAAAGUGGACUGCAUAGACGAGAGAGAGCUGGGGGACGAGUUUGAUGUCGCAAGCUUCCCAACCCUUAAACUGUUCAUCAAUGGAGACCGCAAGCAGCCUAUUGAUUACACUGGUAAGAGGUCGGCGGUGGGAAUAAUCCAGUGGAUGAAGCGCCGCGCUGGCCCUGGUGCCCUAGAGCUCACCUCUGUAGGCUCUGCUGCCGACUUCAUCAGUGCACAUAACAUCACUGUUGUAGGGUUCUUUGAUAGUCUGGAAAGUGAAGCAACCAAGGUGUUCAAGGAAGCUGCUUUUGAUCAGACUGAAACGGAGUUUGCAUUUACAACAUCUCCUGAUGUUUUCAAGAAGUACGAGGUGAAAGACAACUCAGUGGUGCUCUUCAAAAAGUUUGACGAUGGCAGAGCAGACUUUGCGUUGUCAGAAGAAGGCACACUUGACAAACGCAACCUGACCACCUUCAUCAAUGAAAACAGUCUGGAGCUGAUCAUCCGCUUCAAGCAGGAGACGGCAGAUAAGAUCUUCUCCUCUCCUAUCCUCCUGCACAGCCUGCUGUUCAUCAACUCCACUGUGAAGAGUCACAUGACCCUGGUGGAUGAGACCAGGACGGUCGCCAGAGAGUUCAAGGGAAAGAUGCUUUUCAUUAUGAUUGAUGUGACAGAUAAUAUUUCCCACGUGCUAAAAUACUUUGGAGUGUCUGAGAGCGACGUGCCUACUGCACGCGUCGUCAGUAUGGACACACAGCAGAAGUUCAGCAUCGCCUCUGGGGAUCUGACAGCAAGUUCCCUGCGACAGUUGUGCAAGGAGGUUGUAGAUGGUUCUGCGAAGCCAUACUAUCGAUCUGAGGAGAUCCCAGAGGACUGGGACAAAGAACCAGUUAAAGUCCUGGUGGGCAAGAACUUUGAGUCUAUAGCUCUGGACCAGGACAAAAAUGUCUUCGUUGAGUUCUAUGCUCCAUGGUGUGGACACUGCAAAGAACUGGCUCCCAUCUGGGAAAAGUUGGCUGAGAAAUAUGCUGACCGUGAUGAUAUUGUCAUAGCAAAGAUGGACGCCACGGCCAACGAGGUGGAGUCUGUUGCGAUUGAUGGAUUUCCAACACUAAAAUAUUUCCCAGCUGGUGGCAAAGAGGUGAUCAAUUACGCUGGAAAAAGGGAUUUGGAGACGUUUUCUACAUUCCUGGAUAACGGAGGUGUGUUGCCAACUGAGGCAAGUGAUGAGGAUGGUCAAGAUGAAGAUGAAAAAGCAGAGGGUAGUGAUGAAGAUCUUAGCAAGGAUGGGACUUCAGAUGAACAAGACAGCCAAACAUCCAAAGAUGAGCUGUAAAGUAAACUUCUGGCCAAUUAAGAUCAAUGUAGCAUCUUUCUGUUUUCUUAAUAAAAGUUAUACUGGUUUAAAACUGGUCCAUACUCUUGUCUCUUGUGAAUGAGCUCCUAACUCCGAACUCUUGAUGUUCUUUCAAACUCCGUUCCUGCAUGAAGCCUAUGGCCAUUUUUUAUGUUUUCAAAUGUGUGUUAAAGCAGUUUCAGAUUGUAAUGCUUUGGUAAAUGUUGCAUUUGACAGCAUGACCUAAAAAAUAAAAUAAAAACAA
This is a messenger RNA of Cololabis saira (Pacific saury), 1990 nucleotides long. It is a transcript of the gene pdia2, whose product is annotated as protein disulfide isomerase family A, member 2. Gene Ontology annotation, molecular function: protein disulfide isomerase activity. NCBI's taxonomy places the organism in Eukaryota, Metazoa, Chordata, Actinopteri, Beloniformes, Belonidae. The coding region runs from base 55 to 1725 and encodes 556 amino acids. Gene Ontology annotation, biological process: response to endoplasmic reticulum stress; protein folding. The transcript is spliced from 11 exons. Gene Ontology annotation, cellular component: endoplasmic reticulum. The record is from RefSeq and is a predicted model, not a curated record.